AUGUGGAUUUCUGGCUUCGGCGAUGUUCCCUUGGCCAUUCUGCUAGCUCAUGAUGGGACGGUGAUCACGAUGGAACGGCAGACUCGCUCCGAGCUAUUCGACAGCCAGAUCAACUCUCAUAGAGCUGGUAUUGGCCUCUUCGCUUGCAAGGGAUGGUUGUUGGCAGACUUCGAAGAACAAAGUCCAGAUGCCCUCCGAAUAUUCCCACCUCUACUGCAUCAUCGACACAGUGGUCUAGGAUUUCUGAUUAUCCCAUCGAUAUCACUGGUCAUUAAGUGUCCAAGUUCCCCGCCAUGGUUUACAGAUGUCGCAAUUAUGGCCAUUUAG
Paracoccidioides brasiliensis Pb18 is the source of this 327-nucleotide messenger RNA. RefSeq lists its product as uncharacterized. Bases 1 to 327 code for a protein of 108 amino acids. The transcript is spliced from 2 exons. The record is from RefSeq and is a predicted model, not a curated record.